AUGGCUGGACACGGGGUUGCGUUGAGUGGGUGGGUCUACGCCUUCAGCAAAACUCGCGACGCCCAGUCUACAUCACUGACCUAUGACCAGGUCGGACGAAGCCGCCCCAUCUGCGAAAACUGCCUCGGUGAUAACCACGCCGAUCCCAAAAUGCAUCCCAUCUUGGCAAUUGCGAGACUCAUGAUCUUCGAGUCAAGCUGGACGGACUUCGAUAUGCAAACCACGUACUACGCCCAUUAG
Molecule: messenger RNA, 240 nt
Organism: Saxophila tyrrhenica
Lineage: Eukaryota; Fungi; Ascomycota; Dothideomycetes; Mycosphaerellales; Extremaceae
Exons: 3
Coding region: 1-240 (79 amino acids)
Source: RefSeq, a predicted model, not a curated record